AUGAGCAGUGCAUUUCGGGAUGAGCUUCCCACCCCCGGCCACGGGCAAUAUCCGCAGUAUAUACCACCGCCGUAUCAGCAUGGGCCACUGCCCCCGCAGAUGCUGUAUAAUGCCGGCCCUCCGCCAGCAUCCUAUGAUGGCUAUGGGAAGCCGGGGAUGUAUCCUCCCUCGAUGAUGGGAUACUCGUAUCCAUCGACAUAUACUCAACCCCAGCCGCAAGUACAGCCGCGUCAUCCCUCACAAACUCCUCCGCAGCAGCCACUUCAAUUGCAGCAACCUCUCCAACAACCACCGCAGCCCCAGCCCCAGCCGCAACCACAACUUCUCCCUCAGCUACAGUCACCUCCACCUCGGCCUGCACCUGCACCUGCUCCUGCAUCUGCACCUCCUCCUGCACCUGUGCAUGCACCGGCACCUCCGCCUCCUCAGAUUCAACAACAAAUCCAGCAAGAAGACUUACAGCAUCAGUUUGUGAAUCCCGCGCAAUUGUUUGUACAACAACCUCUGCCUACUGCCCCGCGAUCCCGAUACACCCAACUCCCUCAAUAUGCCGAGCCACCUAUUAUGCCAAAUGCGAGCCCUUCGCAAAUACCCCCGGGACCUUCGUUUGGCCCACCAGCUGCACCUGUCCAUGUUGCUCCGCCUGCUGCUAGCCCUAGGCUGAAGACUCCAAGCAACCAAGGACCAGCAAACAUCUAUAUCCAGCAGCAACCAAAUCAACCGAAACCACAACCUCAACUGCAACCGCAGCCUCAGCCUCAGACGCAACCGCAACCACAACCCAUCAUCAAAGUCGAACCUAAGCAACCUCACAUCUCCCCCAAAGUUGAAACCCAGCAGAUCCAUGCAACUCCUAUUGCAACGCCGAAACGACCCCAGCCAGCCCCAUCACCAGUGGCGCAUUCUAAGCCGCAAGUCAUGGUACCUGCCCCGUCUCCCGACGUUCAAGCAAAGAUACGGACGCAGAAUCAGACACCGAAGAAGCAGCAGACCCCACAGCACGUGGAAAAGAAGCGCCCGAGUCAGCAUUCUGCUGAAAAGAAUGGGAAGCCUCCAGCUGCCAAACCUGCGAAACCCCCAGUCGACUAUCAGGUUCUCUUGUUGUCGUUGGCCGAUGAAUAUCUCAACGCUGCUCAUUCUCAUGGAACAACUACGUCCCUUGCUACACGUGAGGCGGAUGUUGAGGAAUAUUACAAACUAGUCGCUACUGGACUGGGCUGUUUAGAGGCUGUCUUGAAGAACUGGCGCUUGCAACCACGCAAAGAAGCGCUUGUGAGACUUCGCUAUGCGCGUACGUUGUUCGAGGAAACGGACAAUGAUCUCGAGGCAGAAACCGCAUUAAGCAAAGGAAUCGAUCUUUGUGAACGAAACCGUAUGCUUGAUUUGAAGUACAGCAUGCAGCAUCUCUUGGCGCGAAUGAUCCACAAGUCUAACCCCAGAGCUUCCUUGAAAGCUGUCGAUGGCAUGAUUCAGGACGUGGAAGCAUAUCGCCAUGCUGCGUGGGAGUACGCAUUCCGUUUCCUCCGAGUAACGCUCUCAUUGUCGUCCCCAUCACACCAAGACUCUGUGCAGGCACUGCAGCACCUUCACAAGAUUACAGCCAUGGCAAGUCGGAACGGAGACAAGGCUGUCUCAGCAAUGGCGGCUGUUAUCGAAUCACUGGCGCACUUGCAGCAAGGGACGAACUCGGACUCGAUUGAGCAAGCGCAGCGUGCCGUGGCUGCUGCACGUAGCCAUCAACUAAAUGAUGAGCUUCGCCAUAUCCCCCAACUUACGACCUUGAUCCAGAUGGUAGAUAUCUGCUGCAGCCUUCUUGAGUACGAUGUCAACCAAUCCGGUCAGAAAUUAAAGAUCAUGCAGGCUUUGAUGGAUGAGACACUUGGUGACACCAACUGGCGUCCCGAUGGAUCAUUCUCCGUCCCGCUCAAUGGAAAGUCCGCCGGACCCUCCUCGAUUGACACCGGUGAUAUCUUGCUAGUCCAGAAUGGGACAUUGUGGUUGAGCUUUAAUUGGCUUCCCCAGCACGACCUAUAUGCACUUUGCUACUUCCUCAGUUCAAUCACACUCAGUGCUAAAAACUCAUACGAUGGCCGGAAAGCAGAGAAGUAUCUCGAGGAAGGGCUUCGCAUGAUCCAGGGCAACUUCAGAGCCCCUCAAGAGAUUUCGGAAUCCAUGGCCAAUGCCAACCGACGAGUGCAAUGGCGUCAGUCUCUUUACUGCAACUUCCUUCUGCAGAGGUUUUCCUGGCGUGUCUUCCAAGAGUUUGGCUCCACACUUCCGGACACCAUUGAAUGCUUAAUGGAAUAUGCGGCCGGUACCAUCGCACAGGCAACUGGCGAUCUCAAGACCGCACUAGCAAUCUUCCAAUCGCCACUUCUGUCUCUCAACGCAUCAACCAGCAAGACAGCCCGGAACGACCCAUGCCGUGACACGCGCAUCCUCGCUGGUAUCAACAGCGUCCUGAUAAUCCGUGAUCCGGCCCACCCCUCGCACUCCCUGCUACCAAGCGUUCUAGCCACCAUCGAUCCUUUCUGCCAAAGCAGUCCAAACAAGUACAUCCAGGCCGCCUACUACCUAGUAUGCGCAACCUUCCAAUCCGAAUCAACCAUCCAGACCAAACAAUACCUCCAACAGGCGCUCCAGUCUGCCACAGCUAUCAGCAACAGCCAGAUCACCUGCAUGACGCUCACCUUCAUGAGCUGGAAGUAUUUCCGCGGCGUAGUCGGCGAGCAAGCCGAGAAGAGCGCGCGUGCUGGCCGUGCCAUGGCCAAACGCGCAAACGACCGCUUGUGGGCUAGUGUCACUGACGAUAUGCUGGCCGAGACCCUAGAACGACAGGGCAAGAGCGAGGAGGCCCAGGGCGUUCGCGAAGAAGGCCAGCGCUUGGUGGCAGGCCUUCCCCCAGGUUUGAGUCGCUUUGCUUAG
Penicillium canescens is the source of this 2925-nucleotide messenger RNA. RefSeq lists its product as uncharacterized. The transcript is spliced from 5 exons. Gene Ontology annotation, molecular function: double-stranded DNA binding. Gene Ontology annotation, biological process: maintenance of mitotic sister chromatid cohesion; mitotic sister chromatid cohesion. Lineage: Eukaryota; Fungi; Ascomycota; Eurotiomycetes; Eurotiales; Aspergillaceae. Gene Ontology annotation, cellular component: SMC loading complex; chromatin. The record is from RefSeq and is a predicted model, not a curated record. The coding region runs from base 1 to 2925 and encodes 974 amino acids.